Molecule: messenger RNA, 2595 nt
Organism: Caenorhabditis elegans
Lineage: Eukaryota; Metazoa; Nematoda; Chromadorea; Rhabditida; Rhabditidae
Gene: npp-11
Product: Nsp1_C domain-containing protein
Exons: 6
Coding region: 6-2423 (805 amino acids)
Cellular component (GO): nuclear pore
Molecular function (GO): structural constituent of nuclear pore
Source: RefSeq, marked reviewed
AUCAAAUGUUUGGAGGAUCUGCACCAAAACCGUCGAUUUUCGGAGGAACCGCUGCUACCACAACAGCCUCAUCUGGAUUUUCUUUCGGUAAUUCGAGCACAUCAACAGCGAACACAGGCGGAAACACGAAUACUACCGGAGGUUUUUCUUUUGGAUCCGCACAGCCGAGCACUGGAAGUACUGGACUUUUCGGAAACAGCACAGCUACUGGCUCAAUGUUUGGAGGCUCCUCUGCUGCAGCUCCAGCCCCAGCGUCUGCUGGAAUCUUUGGAAAUUCUGGUGCCGCGGCGCCAGCUCCCGCUUCAACGAGCAUUUUUGGAAGUUCUGCAAAUUCAGCAGCACCUGCUACAGUAACGUUUGGCGCAAGCGCACCAUCAGCUGGUGCUGGCAUGUUCGGAGCUAAUAAACCAGCUGCUCCAACUGGCGGCUUGUUCGGAUCAUCCACAAGUACCGCAACAACUGCACCAACUGGCGGGCUUUUCGGUAGCUCAACUGCUGCGCCAUCAAGUGGAUUAUUCGGAUCCACGGCCGCUCCAGCAGCACCAGGAGGACUAUUUGGAAGCACUUCCACCUCUACAGCGGCUCCAUCCGGCGGCUUAUUCGGAUCUUCAGCUGCUCCAACUUCCACAGCCCCAGCUCCUUCUGGUGGUUUGUUCGGGGCUGCACCAGCUACUAGCAAUGCUGCUCCAACCUCUGGAUUAUUCGGAAAUUCAGCACCUGCUGCGACAGCUUCAUCUGGUGGACUAUUCGGCGCAGCUCCAAAGCCUGCAGCUCCAUCGGGAGGUCUUUUUGGUUCUACCGCUCCUGCAACCACCGCUGCAACUACAACUGCCACAUCAGGAUUGUUCGGAGCACCAACAUCUGCUCCUUCGUCCGCUCCAGCCACUGGUGGUCUUUUCGGAGCCUCUACUGCUCCCGCCGCUGCUACUGGAGGUCUUUUCAGCAUUGGUGCUGCUUCAGCAUCCACUCCAUCUGUUGGAUUGUUCGGUAAUUCUAGUGCUUCUACAACCGCUGCGGCAGCCCCUGCCACCGCCCCAGCGGCAGCUUCAACUGGAGGAUUGUUCGGAGCCACCACCGCCGCAGCCGCAGCACCAACCUCAUCUACAACUGGGGGAUUAUUCGGAUCUACCGCCGCUGCUCCGGCCGCUUCACUUCCAACCGGAGGUCUCUUCGGAUCGUCAACUCCUGCUAAGACCCCAGCCGCACCAACAGCAGGACUCUUUGGAGCAUCAUCGACAACCACCACAUCAGCUCCAGCUACUGGAUCUUUGUUCGGAACAGCUCCAGCAACCACAACAGCUACUAGUGCAGCUCCAGCGGCUUCUACUGGAGGAUUGUUCGGUGCUUCAUCCACAACUACGCCUGCUUCUACAGCUCCGACUGGUGGAUUAUUCGGAGCAGCAACCACAACUGCUCCCGCCGCAGCAGCUCCGACUGGUGGCCUGUUCGGGGCUGCGACUACAACUGCACCAGCAACUGUAGGUCCGACCGGUGGAUUGUUUGGAGCAGCAACUACAACAACACCUGCUACUGCCGCUACAUUGGGACAAACUCCAUCUACAGUGUCAGCAACUCCAUCUCUUCCAACCACAACCAGCACUACUUCCACUCUUCCAAAGCCAGCAGAAGCUACUCCAACUCUUGGACUUGGCCUAGGGCUCACUUCAACACCAUUGGCUAAGGGAACUGGAUGGACAACAUCAGGACUUAAAGGAGCUGCAACUACAUCUGCAGGCCUGAAAAUUGGUGCAAGUGGAAGCGACACACUUUCUGAAGAAGAAAUCAAAGCAGGACUCGGUGGAAAUGAUACAAAAGCCUUCUUCACCGCCCUUCAAGAAGUUGUCAAUAGUUAUCAUUCGGAAAUUGCGAAGCAGGAACGAGUAUUCCAUAAUAAAAUGCUCGAGCUUAAUGCUUAUGACCGUGAGCUCAUUACACUCGAGCCAAAAGUUUUAGGAUUGUACAAUGAGAUGGAUGAUUUGAGUGGAAGCUGCAAGAAACUGCAUUUCAACGUCGCCUCCAUGACUUCUGUCUUGAACGAUAUUGAGCAAAAUGUUGUUGAGCUAGAGAACAAGCUGAGCCUUCCAGAAUGGCAUACUCUUGAUUACAAAUUCCCACUUGAUAGCAGAUUUGCGUCGAGACAUGAUGUUCAGAGAGUGCAAAUCGCUCAAAUGAUGCUCAACGUGGAUUCCCAAAUGAAAUGUGCGGACUUCGAUCUCGAUCAAAUCACCAAGUCACUUAACACAAUGCAAUCGACAGUUUUGAAGACGAAAACCGAGACCCCGCUGGAGAAAACUGAGCUUAUUAUGAAGAAGCAGCUGCAGAAGCUGAUGGAUCUCUCCACUCAACACGAUGCUACUCGUGAUAAGCUGAACAAGCUGAAGGAUGACCACAAUCUGAAAACGAACAACUCGUCGAAGGCCUAGAUUCUUACUUUUUAUUUAUAUAUUCAUUUUUUCUUUAAAUUGAAACUCUAAUUCUUUAAACCUAUACACUUUCACCUGUUUUCUUCAUGAUCACCACCAUCACACUAUUUAUUUUUUUUGUUAUUGUCUGUUUUGUUGUGUGUUUGGUUGAGUUUGUGAAUGAACUUGUUUU